AUGACUUCUGAUGAGUCUGAAACAAAAGUAAAAGAAAUUAUGAAUGCAGCUCAAAUACAUCUAGUUGUGGCCACACUGCUAGUGACGGUCACAUUCGCGGCCGGUUUCACAUUACCGGGAGGUUUUGAGAACGACCGUGAUAGUCCUAACAAAGGAAUGGCGAUUCUGACGAAGAAAUCAGCAUUCCGUGCAUUCGUUGUCACGGAUGCCAUUGCCUUUGUAUGCUCUGCUGGUGCUGUGUUUAGCUACUUCGUCAUGGCUGCGAAUCACCGGCCGAAGACCGCAAAAGAGCUGAGAGUUCUGAUGAACAUUUAUAGAGUUGCAACAAUUUUGCAGUUCCUUUCAAUGUCAGCGGUUGUAAUUGCAUUUAUAACUGGUUUGUAUGCUACUUUGUCACAUUCAGUUGGUCUAGCUGAUACUGUUUGUGCCAUUGGUUGCCUCUCUUUUUUUAUUUAUGUGUUGGUUUUUUAUCUUAUUAAAAGAGGAAUGGAUGAAGAGACAUGA
This is a messenger RNA of Capsicum annuum, 504 nucleotides long. RefSeq names its product protein ACCELERATED CELL DEATH 6-like. NCBI's taxonomy places the organism in Eukaryota, Viridiplantae, Streptophyta, Magnoliopsida, Solanales, Solanaceae. The record is from RefSeq and is a predicted model, not a curated record. The transcript has a single exon. Gene Ontology annotation, cellular component: plasma membrane. Gene Ontology annotation, molecular function: protein phosphatase 1 binding; protein phosphatase regulator activity. Bases 1 to 504 code for a protein of 167 amino acids.